GUCACCCAGACCAUGGACCAAGAUCGGCCACCGAAUUCCCACACAGCAUCAGGGACUCACAGCAUUCCUUAAAUAGCCACAUUUUCAGGAUCCGCCUCCGAACAGGCAUCUGGCAAACACCAAGGAUUCAGAAAGGAAAAAUGUAAAGGCUUCGGAAGACCAGGACUCUGACAUGACCAGACCACCUGCCAGCAAAGGGGCUCCUCUUGUGAAGUUAAAGUACAAAUAAAUGGAAUGACUGCCCUAAAAGAGCCUAACAAGGUAUCUGGCAAACAGAAGGCACCAAAUAGGCGUCUCGUCCUUCUUCCUUUCCCUGGCCUCCCUCUUAGGGUUAGACUGCUAAUAGGUGACAUAAGUCCUCUCAUAAGGAACCAUAACACAAUAAAAGUACCAUUAAAAUUGGGGCGAAGUGUAUGGGGUUUGAUGGAAGCAGCAGGAGAGGCAGAGGACUGCUUCUGGCCAGGGGGAUGAGGAGAGGUCCGUGGAGGAGGUCGGUCUGCCACAGGUGGACGAGGUGGAGAACAGGCAUGGGAAAUACCACUAGUAGACACGGGGAGACAGGAAAAGCAAGAAAACGUGAGUGGUCUGGCUGAGCUGGAGUGCAUGGGCCAUCUAGGGAAACUGAGAGAUGUGAGAGAGCACAGCAGAGCUAAGGCCGGUUCCAGACAGCCCGGAGCAUCGUGCUACAGGGAAGGAAUUCCAUUCUGGGAACAACGAGAAACCAUUUUAGAUCUGUGAGCAAGACAGACAAGAUGGCCGCUGCACGCAGCAGGGCCCGGAGGGGAGAGGGACAGCAGCAGGGAGUCUGCGUGGAGGACGGCAGCUGGAACCACGCCACUGAAGGGGGCACGGAGGGGACAGGGGAAGGCAGAGGGCAAAGGCAGCCAUCUGAACACCUCCUGCAGGCUGCCAUGGCCUCUCCCCAUCCCAUGGGGAGGCCGUGCAGACAGAAGCUACCUGUGCCCACACCACAGGUCUGCCCUGUCCUCCACCGCCUCCCAACACGUCCCCAGUUGUCCCAGCCUCAGGCUGAUGGCACUCUAGAAGCCCAAUGCCCAGGAUCUAUGGAGCUGGGCCCGGGCCAGGGACCCUCACCCCAGAGUGCUUCCACUGGGACCCUCACCGGGGCUGCGUCCAAGGAUGGGACAGGCACUUGUGCCCCUGGGGCCACCUCGCCGCAGCAGCCACCGCUGAGCCCGCCCUGCUGUGCCUUCGCCCCCGCCCCCCGCCCACACUGCGGAACUGGCACAGCGGGGACCAGAAGAACCAACGCCACCAGCCACCAUGUCAGAGGCCAGCAGAAACGCUUCCAAAAUGGCAGCCAGUGCAUGACUCCGGAGAGGGGUCCUCCGGGGGAGAGGGGCAGAGACGAGACUGCCAGCCACCUCCCCACGGGCCUCCACGCCUUCCUUACACGCACAGCCCUCAGUGCUCUGUCUUCAGGAGCUUCCUCCCCAAAGCAGGAGGGGUGCCAGGGAAAGAAGGGCACCACGCUCCCCGCCCGCCGACGCCUGGGGGCCAGAGGGGACUCAGGGCAUUCAGAAGGAUGUUCUGCAGCCCAUGCUUGUGGCGGGACCGCCUCACACCCAGUCCUGCCCCGCCUGGACAAGAGCUACCCCUGCCCCUGCCCUGCCCCCCACCAGACCCUCCCCAGCCCCUGGGCCCUGGGGAGCCAGGAGCUAGGGUUCCAAGGAAGGGCCAAGAAGGCACCGGCCGGCCUCCGUUAUGUAACGGGGAGGAGGGCGGUGCUUGUCCCAGUCCGGAGACCCAGGGCGCAGUGCGCUCCCAGAUGCGCAGCCAUGGGCGGGGGCCGCUGUGCAUGGCGCAGGGCUCUGGAAACCCCUCCCCACCAACGCGAGGGCCACCCCAGGGGCGCGAUGGGGAGUCGGAACCCUGACUUCCCGGCCUCCCUCCCCCACCCAGGCGAACAGCCUCUGGCCCAGUUUCAUUCUCAUUCUCCCGGUCCCGGACCGACAAAACCACUCGCACCCAGGACCUCCAAACCUCCUGCUGCCCAGUGACUUCUCAGGAAAUCCCACGAAAUACGCAGUUUCUGGUGGUCGACCCCCAUCCUCACCUUCCUCACCCCAGGCAGCACGGACAGCUUCCCAAAGGGAGGUCGUGCUUCCCAUGGAGGGUGCAGCUCGGGCCGGCUUGGAGGACCUCUGGACAGCCGGACGUCAGUGCAAAGCUCCCGUCCCCGGGGAGCAGCCCGGAGUCAGCAGGAAGCCCAGGGUGGUGGCAGCAGCUCUGCCCUACCUUGCCCAAGCGUUUCCAGGGGAGCCGAGAAUUAUUUAGCCGCAACACUGAGGUGUGGCUGAUUGGAAAAUUCCCUUUUCCAACAAGAAACUAGAGGACAAAUAUUUCCUUCCAGUGUGGUCAACCCUUGCGUACCCAUCUCUGAAGCCUUCCUCCCUCCAAAAACGAAGAAAGUUUAGGAAGCCCUGAGCUCUCCUUCCUUAUAGUGCAUGAAAUUUAAAAAAGCACAGGAAGAGGCUUCGACUGGGCAGUCAGAAGCAGGCAGACACAGGAGCCUACGCACACCCCUAAAGAGAUUUUAGAAAGCUGCUGGGCUGCUCCCCCUCCCCGUUAAGCAAGUGAAAUGCAAAUUCAGAGUUGAUACCCUGGCCUCAGCCAAUCAAAUAAAGCUUUUCACCUGCCACUGGCCCACCCACCAAUCAGAGGAAGUGUCUGGAGUGAGAGCCCUCCCCUGGCCAAUGGAAGGCCAGCUCAGUCACUUAGUUAAAGAUGCAGCAGUACAGGGAAGGCCAUCACAUGUGAACUGGAAGGGAGCCAACAUGGAGACACAGAGCACAAGGUGUUUCCUCAGGGGCCUUAUUAUGAGAUACAGAGCAUUUAGCAUCAAGCCCAACACAAAGUAAGCACUCAGUUAAUCUCAGUUAUCACUGUGAUGCUGGUAAUGCUGGCUGUGGCGACUUUGCCUUUGGUAUGAGAAAAGGCACUAAUCAGAUGCAGCUUCCUAAGGAAGUACA
Messenger RNA from Heterocephalus glaber (naked mole-rat), 2993 nucleotides. The record is from RefSeq and is a predicted model, not a curated record. NCBI's taxonomy places the organism in Eukaryota, Metazoa, Chordata, Mammalia, Rodentia, Bathyergidae.